Rhopalosiphum maidis (corn leaf aphid) is the source of this 970-nucleotide messenger RNA. It is a transcript of the gene mip40, whose product is annotated as protein lin-37 homolog. Gene Ontology annotation, cellular component: transcription repressor complex; Myb complex. The transcript has 7 exons. Gene Ontology annotation, biological process: negative regulation of transcription by RNA polymerase II. Bases 139 to 858 code for a protein of 239 amino acids. Lineage: Eukaryota; Metazoa; Arthropoda; Insecta; Hemiptera; Aphididae. The record is from RefSeq and is a predicted model, not a curated record.
AAAAUUAUCAUUAUUUCAUAUUUGCUGGUGAAAUAUCUAAUUUGUAGUGAAUUCAGAUUUACAGCUUAUUGCGACUGUUUUCUUUGUUCUUAUUAAAACCAAUUUGUCACUCACAAGGGUCAACCAGUGAAAUAAAUUAUGGUUAAAAAAAGGAAAAGUGUACUGAAGUCUUCAACACAAGUUGUUGACUCACCAAUGAAAGAACCAAGGAUUAUAAGAGGUAAUCAUUUAGAAAAGGCUCGUAACAGUUUAAAUGAAGCUCUUGAUAUUAUUGCAAAGAAAGAGCAUAAGAAAUCCGAUGAUGUGAUAGAUAAUGAUGUUUUAAUUGUCGAAGAAAAUGAUACAAAUAAACGAGUAAAGAAAAACGAAUCCAAGCAGGAAGUUAAAGAUUCAUUAGUAUUAAAAUUACGAGAUCGCAGUAUUGAUUUAGCUUCUUUUACCAAUAAUUCAGCUAUGUACUCUAUAUGUCGAGCUUGGAUAAAAAAUGAUCCAUUAUCAGCAAGACAAGUAAAAAGUAAGAAAUCAGAAAAUUUGGAACGUUCAAUUAAAAGUGAUAAUGAAUCAUCUACAAUUGAAGAUUAUGUCUAUAAAUUACCACCUCCUAAAAGUAGACCUGAAGAUGAGACAGAUAUAAUUCAUAGAGUACCUACGAAUUUACCAAAGGAUGUAAUAUCCACCUUAGAUAUUAAAACUAAUAUUGAAGAAAUUCCUAACGUUAGUGAAUUACUUAAUGAGCACAGGAAAAGAUGGGUUUGUAUACGACAGCAAUGGAUUAAAUUCAGUAAUGAAAAUGAAGCCCGCUACUCUAUGUCAAAAAACAUUUUGAAUUCAAUGUUAAACAAAGAUAAUAAUGUUUAGUACCAUCAAUAUACCAGCCUAAAGAAGCAUAAUAUUUUUUAUCAAUUUUAACUUUAGUUUAACAUUAUGUUUGUUGUAUAAAAUUAAUUUUAUUGUGUAUUGGAAAUUUAAC